CCCAACCCAAAAAUUCCAAAAUCAAAAGGCUGGUGCUGGGCGCGGGCAAAGUAGAGCAGUGCAGAGCAAAAUAUUUAGUGCAGUGCAACCCUAAAAAGGAGAAAGGGGAAGAAAAUGAGGCAUAACACCCACCAUCAACACCAACACCAACACCAAGCAGCAGACAGUUUAGUGAAUCUAUUGACAAAGGCAAAUCACGAUCUUACCCUGGUUCAGCUGAAGCUCGAGAAGGAGUUUCAACAAGUCUAUCCCGAUAACGCAAAUCCUAUGAAACUAUCUAAUAGGAUUAAGAAGAUGCAGGACGAUCUUACUACAUUGAAAGAGCAGUGCCGCGAGCUUCUUUCUGCCAAACAGGACUUGAUUGAUAAAGCUCGGACAACUCUUGUUGGAAACAGAAGUUUACUACAAAGAAUGCAUACAUCAAUGGGCAAUCCCCUCUCUAGUGUCGAUGAGGACCCUGCAUUUGCUAAUUUCAACCAGAUUGUUGAUGAAUGGACGAUUCAAGUCAGAUCAAGAACAGGGGAUGAGGCGCAGAAUUCAGAAUCUGAGGAUAUUAACAAAUUACUCUUCUCAGCUAUAGUUCAAAGCAAUUGAAUGGCCUUUGUUGAGAAGUAUUCUUGGUUGCACGUUGUGCUUUAUCAACCUCUCAAAUAUUGUUGAAUGAGGAGUCUGUAGUUAAGUUUAAUGCAGUGUUGCCAUCAUAUUGUGUUUAACUGGCAUUGUGAUUUUCUGUUUUGUUUGUACAGACUUACAAAAACAUUAUGUUUAUAUCA
Molecule: messenger RNA, 773 nt
Organism: Hevea brasiliensis (rubber tree)
Lineage: Eukaryota; Viridiplantae; Streptophyta; Magnoliopsida; Malpighiales; Euphorbiaceae
Exons: 5
Coding region: 115-594 (159 amino acids)
Biological process (GO): chromosome segregation; mitotic cell cycle; cell division
Cellular component (GO): spindle microtubule; outer kinetochore
Molecular function (GO): microtubule binding
Source: RefSeq, a predicted model, not a curated record